AUGUCGUCUAUGCCUCCCGAAGGCGGCAGAAAGGCUCCUACCCGUCGACAGCAGCAUCGGACCACCGAUGUGCUGGAGAAGGACGACAUCGAGCAGCGGUUGGAGAAGGCCCUGUUCGGGGACGAGGCUGGCUUCCUAGACUCGCUCUCUGCUGCAAGACACGAGGAAGGCAAAGCCCUGCAACUUUAUGUGAGCGGCAGUGAGUUAGACAGUGCGAGCGAGCAAGACGAGGACCUCGGCGACGUCCCAGACGAAGAUCUUUUCUUUUUAGAUGCAGGCACUGACACUCUACCCGCUGCGAUCUCUGAGCAGCUCGAUCGUACUGGAGAGGAAGAAUCGUCUGGAGCCUCACCCGCAGCCUGGUAUGACAGUGACGACGAUCGGCUUACGAUCUCUCUUGCGACGCACACCCGCCUGCGAAAGCUCCGCGAUACGGAAGCCGACGAUGUGAUCACAGGAAGAGAGUAUGGUCAACGCCUACGCAGACAAUACGAGAGGCUCCAUCCCGCACCGGAAUGGCUCAGCUAUGCUCGUAGAAAGCGUCGUAUGUCGAACGGUGCUUCGCACGCAGAGUCCGACUCCGAUGUGUCUAUGGACGAGUCGGAUUCACUUCCUCCUGUGAAGCCCCUCGCCGAGCUUCUCCGCUCAGUCGGAUCCCUCACUCGUACAUCUAACAACACUCAUGAUCGAAAGCGGCGCAAGCUUAGGUCUGAAGUCAUUGAUGUCCAACGAACGAAGGAUGUAACGCCAGCGGGGCCCUCGUCCAUCGACACUCUCGAGUUUCAUUCCGAGUACCCGCUUCUACUUGCCGGAGGCCCCUGUCAGACAUUGACACUCUACCACGUUUCGCCUCAGCCUCCAAACCCCAAUCCAGUGCUGACUUCACUCCACGUGAAGGGCAGCCCGCUCCACACAGCGUCUUUCUGUACGCCAGCGGAACCAUCUGAUGAAGUCGACGAGACACGUGUCUUCUUCUCUUCACGACGACGAUACUUUCAUACGUGGUCACUUUCUGCUGGUACAGUCGCCAAAGUCACUAGGCCUCUCUCCACCUUCAAACAUGACCAGAGAACCACCGAACACUUCAAGCUCUCACCAUGUGGUCGCUACAUGGGUUUGAUAUCCUCCAGCAAGAAGGGCGGUGGAAGCAUCAACGUACUGUCCACGACGUCGAUGCAAUUGGUCUGUUCAUGCCGAGUAGAUGCUCAAGGUGGUGUCUCCGACUUCGACUGGUGGCGAGAUGGAGAGGGUUUCGCUGUCGUUGCCAAGAAUGGCGAGGUCUCCGAGUACAGUGUCGCCGAGAAACGUAUCAUAGAAAGAUGGUGGGAUGAAGGCAGUGUCGGGACCACUGUCAUAUCAAUCGGCGGCGAAGACUCGAGGUGGAUAGCUAUCGGCUCAUCGUCCGGUAUCGUCAAUAUCUACGACCGCAAGUCCCCUGCCUUCUCCUCCAUGUUGGCUGCUGAACCCACCGAUGCUCAUCCCAAGGUUACCUCAAAUCAAAAUCGGCCUUCUCCAGCUCGCAGCUUGGAUCAGUUGACAACACCAAUUUCUCAUCUGGUCUUUUCGCCAGAUGGCCAGAUGCUUGCCAUGGCCUCACGAUGGAAGAAAGACGCGCUGAGACUUGUGCAUCUGCCAUCUUGCACCGUUUAUAGGAAUUGGCCAACGGAUAAAACACCACUGGGAAGAGUAUCUAGUCUCGCACUAGGUGGCCGAAACGGCGAAUGGCUGGCAGUUGGCAAUGAGCAGGGUGGCAUACGGCUGUGGGAGAUUAGGGAUUAA
Messenger RNA from Cyphellophora europaea CBS 101466, 1779 nucleotides. RefSeq lists its product as uncharacterized. Gene Ontology annotation, cellular component: Pwp2p-containing subcomplex of 90S preribosome; small-subunit processome. The record is from RefSeq and is a predicted model, not a curated record. The transcript is spliced from 2 exons. Bases 1 to 1779 code for a protein of 592 amino acids. Gene Ontology annotation, molecular function: protein binding. NCBI's taxonomy places the organism in Eukaryota, Fungi, Ascomycota, Eurotiomycetes, Chaetothyriales, Cyphellophoraceae. Gene Ontology annotation, biological process: rRNA processing.